GGAAUAGACCGGUCAAGGUAUAAUGUUGAAUAAGGGGAUGUGCUUGUUUUCUUUUGCCAGGGAACUUGAAAAGAAGAGGCUGUCAAGAUGUUUGAGACUGCCGGCACAUCAGUUGAUCCCAAGAAGGGCCUGACUCUCGAUGACCUCAUCGCGGCCAUCGACCGACAUGAAAGGAACCCGAGCAACAUCCCAAAGAUCGAUACUUUCCAUUUCUGUGGGGAGAGAGUCUCAGAAUGGCUAGAGUGGGUGGAACAAGCUUUGGUCGGGCGGUCGGAUGUUGUAAAGUUUCAACGCAUCCUUCAGUAUGUCCUCCACAGCUACCAUCAGGAGGUGAAGAAAGUCAUAGAUGCGGCUCAAGGUAGCUGGGAGAGGUUCAAGGAGGGGAUGCAGAGGAAAUACCGCAUGGGAGAUGGGUUGUUGACUACCGCGGACCUUGAAGCAAUGAACAAAGAGGAUUUUACGACUAUAGGGGCCUUUGUUCAAGAAUUUAAGAAAAGGGCGCGGAAGGUCCAUGGGAUUUCGGAGGAAGCACAGUGCGCCAUCUUCCUGGGGCUACUCACAGCGUCGGAGGCCGUCGAGUUGACGAGACAUGGAGGAGGUAGCACUAAGUUCACCUGGGCCACCAUGGAUAGAGGGGUGGAAGUUGGGUGCUUGGACCAGGUGGAACAACGUCAGGGUACUCAACGAGAGAGCAGGCUGGGCGACGUGGGGAGACGUGUAGGGAAGGAAGUGAUAGAGGUUGGAGAGGACACGCCCCCACAGGCGCCAGCGGUGGAUUUGAGACCCGGGGAUGCACCAGGGAGCACUCGUCAGGCAGAGGAGAGAUUGCGAAGAGAGGAGGCCCCACUUCCUUCAUCAGAGAGGGCUCCAUCGCCAGAGGGGAGAGCCGGCAGGAGGAGAGAAAGGGCAGCUGUAAGGGGGGAAGCCUUGACCCUGAUUGAUAGGCACAUAGCAGCUUAUGCCCUGGAGCAUCCAGACCUGGAGGAGCCAGCACCUGCAGAGCCGCGCCAGGAGCCGUACCAACCUGAGAAGGAGAUGGAAGCAGAAAUCCCAAAAAGGGUCGACCUCCGCACGAGGGAAAGGGUGCCAGCUGGAGAGACGGCUGAAGAAAAGAGGGCGAGAAGAACCAGACGGAUAGAUAAGAUAUGGCAGGAGAGGCAGAGGUUGGAGGCAGCGGGGGAGCUUCCGGAGCAGCAACAGGAGAGGCAGAGAUCGGAGGCAGCAGGAGCACUCCCAGGUCAGCCACCCAGCGCGCCAGCUAGGGCCCCGGAGAUUCCUGAGAUGUGGAGAGACUUCUGGGAGCAGAGAGGAGAGGAACUUCCAUCGCCAGUCAGAGCCGGGUUUGGGGUGGCCAGGAAGGCGGAAGAGAGGUUAGAUCGUAAAAUCAAGUUCCUGGCCAAGACCACUUUUGACCGGCACUUGUUAUUGGAGGGCGAUCUGACAGGGAAGAAGAUGAAGGAAGCAAGCCAUGGAGUACGCCUGGAGGCUAUGGAGAUGGAAAUUCAGGACAGCCAGGCAGCUAUCAUCGAGAGCCUGAGGCAGCAAACCCAGGGAAGGGUGGACAGGCCAGAGAGCAGCAGGCAGGGAGAGCAGAGGCAGCCAGGACAGGGAUUGCCAGGACAACCAUCUGCAGCAGAGCCUCGCCAGGAGCCACCUAUGGGGAGGGUUAUCCUAGAGCCACAGGAAGCGAGAGCCCAGAGACAGGCGAGGAGAGAGGCAUUCGAGUUCAGAGCCCCUACCGAGCUCGCGACACUGCCGGUAGCAGCAGCGGGCCCAGUCGUACCUUUGGCAGUAGAAGAGGGGCUGCCACCAUCUAGCAGUGAGACGGCACAGGGCUCAGCAGAGGGUCCAUGAGCGUGCUCCUUGAGGUGGUGCAUACUAUGUAGGAGGAGGUGAGUUUGUUUUCACCCGAGCAGAGGAUAGAGGAGCCUCUUGAGAGA
Molecule: messenger RNA, 1940 nt
Organism: Chara braunii
Lineage: Eukaryota; Viridiplantae; Streptophyta; Charophyceae; Charales; Characeae
Source: the annotation of a GenBank genome assembly